Molecule: messenger RNA, 1909 nt
Organism: Ipomoea triloba (trilobed morning glory)
Lineage: Eukaryota; Viridiplantae; Streptophyta; Magnoliopsida; Solanales; Convolvulaceae
Product: alkane hydroxylase MAH1-like
Exons: 2
Coding region: 121-1668 (515 amino acids)
Molecular function (GO): oxidoreductase activity, acting on paired donors, with incorporation or reduction of molecular oxygen; monooxygenase activity; iron ion binding
Source: RefSeq, a predicted model, not a curated record
ACAGUACAAAUAAUAGUCAAGUAGUUUUCUAUCAUCUACCUAAGUACCUAGCUAGCUACUAGUGAUCAUAGAAAUAAGCUUUUUUUUUUGAGAACUAGAAAUAAGCUAAGAUACAAUAUAAUGAGUACCCUCAAAGCGUUUGAUGGUGCAGUUGUUUUGAGUGUGUUAUGCUUUGGUAUAUUUUGUUUGGUAUGGGUUUGCAAGAAACGCAGCAAAACCUUUGCUCCCACAAAUUGGCCCGUCCUAGGAAUGUUCCCAGGGAUCGCCCAAAAUGCUCACCGUUUCCACGAAUAUGCAACGGAGCUUCUCAGACACAAUGGCGGCACAAUCGAGAUCAAAGGCCCAUGGUUUUCCAACACUAAUUUCAUGCUUCUCACUUGUGACCCGGCCAAUAUCAACCACAUCCUCUCCAAAAACUUCAACAACUACCCAAAGGGUCCCCAAUUCAACAAAAUAUUUCAGAUUCUGGGAGAUGGGAUUAUCAACACUGACUCCCACUUAUGGGAGCUUCACAGGAAGACCACCAUGCCCCUCAUGAACCACGCCAACUUCCGCGCUUCCCUUGAGAGGAACGUCUUGCACAAGAUGGAAAGUGGGCUGUUCCCCGCUCUCGACCAUUACGUUCAAGCGGGAACCUGCUUUGAUUUGCAAGAGCUUUUUCAAAGGAUGGGUUUUGACAUAAGUUGCCAACAGUUUCUAGAUAAGGAUCCCGGUAGCCUCUCCGUUGAGUCACUGGGAGGGGUAGACCAUCCGGUCCGUAAUGCAAUCAGGGAUGGAGUGAACGCUAUUCUCUACAGACAUCUACUCCCGGAAAGGUGUUGGAAGCUACAGAAAUGGUUUACUGGGGUUGAUAGAGAGAAGAAUCUUAGUCAAGCUUGGGAGGCUAUUGAUCAGUUCAUUUACCCAAUCCUUUCGGAGAGGAAAGAUGAGCUCAACAAAAACCAAAAACUACAUGAAGAAGAUUCCGAGGCGGGCAGUUUCAGCAUGCUGACGUCACACAUGGAAGCACACAGGGAAAAGUCCACGCAAUUUCUCAGAGACACCUUUCUGACUUUGAUUGUUGCUGGGGGAGACACCACGGCUUCAGCUCUCACUUGGUUCUUUUUCCUCCUCGCCAAAAACCCAUUGGUUCAAUCAAAAAUCCUUGGAGAGAUCCUUGAACUAAAGCCAAAUAAUCUAGUAAAACAAGACAGGGUUUUUAAGGUAGAAGAAUGUCAGGAGUUGGUGUAUCUCCAUGCUGCCUUUUGUGAAUCUCUGAGGCUAUUCCCUUCCGUGCCUUUUAACCACAAGAUCCCGGUGGAGAAGGAUGUGCUCCCCAGUGGCCACGUUGUCACCCCAAACACCAAAAUAAUAAUCCCAUUUUAUGCAAUGGGGAGGAUUGAAGCCAUAUGGGGUGAAGACUGCUUGGAGUUCAAGCCUGAGAGGUGGAUUUCGCCUAAUGGAGGAAUCAAGCACCAGCCAUCUUACAAGUUUCCAGCUUUCAAUGCUGGACCUAGGACUUGUAUAGGCAAGGAGAUGGCCUUUAUCGUUGUGAAAAUGGUUGCAGCUAACAUAAUAUGCCAUUAUCAGUGGCACCUAGUUGAACCUCAUCGUCCAAUUGUGAUUACGGAUUCGAUUCUUCUUGAGAAGAAACAUGGUUUGAAGAUUAAGGUCACCAAACGCAAGUGACACUAUUAAUUUUCUAUCAAAUAUCAAUUAUAUUUAGUUUAUCAUAUUAUGUGAGUCUUGUGUUAAAAUGCUUGUAUUUUGGAAUAUGUUCGAAUAACAAAUAUAUGCCAGGCAGCAUAAGUAUUCGUUAGAAGCCUGGCCUUAUGUGAAUCUUGUUGUUGACGAAAGUCUGCGCAUAUUUAUUAUGUAAUGAAAGUGUGUUAAAAGGCACGGAAGGGAAUAGCCUCAGAUAUCUCUUCAA